AUGACCUAUACGACUAGACAAAUUGGUGCCAAGAACUCUUUGGACUACAAGGUUUUCAUCGAAAAGGACGGGAAGCCAAUUUCUGCGUUCCACGAUAUUCCCCUUUACGCAGAUGAAGAAAACCAAAUCUUGAACAUGGUUGUUGAGAUUCCUCGUUGGACCAAUGCCAAGCUAGAGAUCACCAAGGAAGAGCCUUUGAACCCAAUUAUCCAGGACACCAAGAAGGGUAAGCUUAGAUUUGUGAGAAACUGUUUCCCACACCACGGGUAUAUCCACAACUACGGUGCUUUUCCACAGACAUGGGAAGAUCCCAACUCGAUCCACCCAGAAACUAAGGCUGCUGGUGACAACGAUCCUUUGGACGUUUUGGAGAUUGGUGAGACUAUUGGUUACACCGGUCAAGUUAAGCAAGUGAAGGCCUUGGGUGUCAUGGCACUUCUCGACGAAGGUGAAACCGACUGGAAGAUUAUUGCCAUCGACGUCAACGAUCCCUUGGCUCCCAAGCUGAACGACAUCGAAGAUGUUGAGAAAUACUUUCCAGGCUUGUUAAGGGCUACCAACGAAUGGUUCAGAAUUUACAAAAUUCCGGACGGGAAGCCUGAAAACCAAUUUGCUUUCUCUGGUGAAGCCAAAAAUAGAAAAUACGCAUUGGACGUGAUCAGAGAAUGCAGGGAAGCUUGGGAAAAAUUGAUCAAGGGCGAAGCUGCUGACUCCAAGAAGAUUGAUUUGACUAACACGACUUUGAGCGGAACUCCAUCUUACUCCGCGUCCGCUGCCGCCCAAGUUCCACAAGCCGACAAGAAGCCAGACGAGCCAAUUGACAAGUCCAUUGACAAGUGGUUCUUCAUCUCUGGUUCCGCCUGA
This is a messenger RNA of Lachancea mirantina, 864 nucleotides long. The record is from the annotation of a GenBank genome assembly. Lineage: Eukaryota; Fungi; Ascomycota; Saccharomycetes; Saccharomycetales; Saccharomycetaceae.